Messenger RNA from Trypanosoma rangeli, 708 nucleotides. RefSeq lists its product as uncharacterized. Lineage: Eukaryota; Euglenozoa; Kinetoplastea; Trypanosomatida; Trypanosomatidae. Bases 1 to 708 code for a protein of 235 amino acids. The record is from RefSeq and is a predicted model, not a curated record. The transcript has a single exon.
AUGCAAGAGCUCUCGACUGUUUCGUCUCCUGUGGCUUUCCCCCACAAAGCUCCGAGUUUGGACCUCACUUUUGACUUCACCACGUCAGAGGAAGUCGCUCCUCUCCCUGUGCAUGAGGUGGAGCUGCAACGGGCGCGUCGUCGUCGUCAUGACAAUGUGCCAAACGAUGUUUACCUGCAGGAGUUUGUGGGGAUGUCGAAUAUUGUGCGGGAGGACACGCUUGACCCUGUCUGGCAAACGAGUUGCUUGGACUUUACCGACUCACUGCGGGAAUACUACGGCGACUCGGAGGACGCGGCAUACCGAGCCUUCCGGGAGAAUAUGGUGCCAUUCUUAAAGUGUAAUGAGUGGCUAAAACGCAAUCGUUUUGCUGAAGAAAGCGUCUACGAGGACUACAAGCUGCUUAGACAAUUUGAAGACGACGCGCUCCGCAGUUGCGACUCCGACGACGAAGACACCAUCGUGGAGGCAGAGGUAGAGGCGCAAUCGGAGGCACACCAGGCGUCUCUGCAGAAACACCGACAUGACUACUGUUCGCAGCAACUAGGGCGGCGUCUCUUGGAGCGCCGCCAAAGCUCCGUUGGCACAUCGUUGACUGCGGGAGCGGUCAUUGAGAAGGAAGAUGCACCAGCGGACGUCCCAUUGCAGCGGCAGUGGAAGGGAAAAUCGUAUAGGGAAAGUUUUAUGGGUGUGCGUGAUGGAAGGUAA